This is a messenger RNA of Syngnathus acus (greater pipefish), 1576 nucleotides long. It is a transcript of the gene tmem88bl, whose product is annotated as transmembrane protein 88. Gene Ontology annotation, molecular function: PDZ domain binding. The record is from RefSeq and is a predicted model, not a curated record. Lineage: Eukaryota; Metazoa; Chordata; Actinopteri; Syngnathiformes; Syngnathidae. Gene Ontology annotation, cellular component: plasma membrane. The transcript has 3 exons. The coding region runs from base 239 to 760 and encodes 173 amino acids.
AUACAGCUCUUUAGCCACGUGAGCGUGCAUGCGGUGCUCGUGCUCGAGGGCUCGGGUCGCGCGCCCCAAGUGUCGUCCUCGCUUUCAGCGUCGCCGCAACUCGCAGGUGAGGCACAUCAUUUGGAAAAACUGUCUCCACAAAUCUUAUUUGUUCGUAUAAACAGCUCUGCGCUUUUCACACCAUUAACACUUGAAUUACACUGAGUGGACUCGUUGGAAUAGGAACACACUUGCAAGGAUGUGUGGCACUGAUGUUGACCUGGAUGAUGGAGGCUCACUUGAAGAGGAGAAGGAUGAAGACUUGUGGUUGGAUGAACGAGUGAAGAUGCUGCCCCCUCCCGUGGCCCACAGCGGGGGUUCCGCGUGGGGCACCAAAAGAGGCAGGGCGGGCUGCCUGGUCUGUGGGGCGGUUCUGGUUCUUUGGAACAUGUGUGUGCUCCUGGCUGGUGCUGUGCUCCUGACGCUGGUCUUCUCCUUGGUGCUGCUGCCCGCAGUGGUGCUGCUCUAUGCUGGAUUCCUGUGCCAUUCCAGGAUCCUGGGCAGCUCGUCGGCCAUCUGCAAUUACCUUGACGACAACAGUUGCUCUGCCCUCAUCAUCCUGGGCUUUGUGAUGAUGUCACCGCUCGUGGUGCUUGCGGCGGCACUUUUCUGUGGUCUCCUGCGAAGGUUUCGACUCCUGCUUCUCAUUCAGCCAAUCAGUCGCGCAUGGUACAGAGGGAGGUUGAUGGACUGGGUGGGCAGCGUUCACGCUUGGGUCUGAUUGCUACAUUAAGGUGCCGGAUAAAACGCCUGGCAUGCUGAGUGAAAGGAAGGUCGCCUUUUCAUACCUCGUGUUUUUCCCUGUGAGCCAAGGCAUAUACUUCAUAUUAGAAAAACCUCCUGGCACAUCACUCAGAAAAAAAGUUACACAAGGAAUAUAUUACGGCGGUUCCUUGACAGUUUACAAAAAGAUGCUGUGUAUUUAAUAAACAAAAUAUUACAUAAUAUGGGGGGGGGGGGGGAAGAAAUUCACAUCUACUGUAAUUACCUCACUAAGCUCGAGUAAUAUUAGUUGUUUUUUGCAGAGGAUAAAGAAUGUAUGCCUGUGAGUCUUGUUAUAUUGUCUGGCUAUAUGUGUUGCUGCACCGCUUGUGUUCAGAUAGCUACUGUUAUAAACAUUAUAUCACCGCCAUGCCGGUUUUAUUUGUUUAGUUGGUGCCGAGUGUUAAAGUAGAAUUUGAGCAUCAGAUUGCUUUGGCUCAUUCUGCUUGCUCUCGAGUCAUUUGCUUUAAUGUCUGCAUGCCCAGCAUCUUCUUCAUCUUGCUUUGUAUUAUUGUUAUCUUGGAAGUAUAGAAGAAAAAGUAUUACUCAAAUAUUGCUGUAGGCUACACAUGCAGUAAAUUAUUUGUUGAUUGUAAAUUUUACAGCAUAUUUUAGUAGCGGGAAAAAAAAUAUGUUUGCCUUAUUGCUUGAGCCAAACAACAUAAACACACAUUGUCAUGUUGAGUAUUCCCAUCAAUACAAAUAGAUUCUGGUAGAUUUCUUUUGUGGUGUGACCUAUCCACUAAAUAAAAUCAAAUAAAGUUUACUGAUUUGA